UCUCCCGAUCCGACUCAGAUCGUGAUCGCAUCGCGCCGCGGGCGUAGACGAUGGCCGGCGACGACCGCCUGUCCGCGCUCCCCGACCAGCUUCUCCGGCGCGUCCUCCACUUCGCCCCAGCCAAGGAGGCCGCGUCCACGAGAGCGCUCUCCCGGCGCUGGCGCUCGCCGCUCUUGCGUUCCUCGGGCGGCGCCGUAAACCUCGAGACGCGCCUCGAGGAGGACUUCGAGCGCGUGCUCGCCCGAACCUGGGGGGAGCAGCGCAAGAGCCUAGAGGCGUCGUUCUUGUCGCGGCGCAACGCCUUCGUGUCGGCGGCCCAGGCGGCGCUCGCCGCCGACGGCCACGUCACCAGGCUCACCCUGCGCGUGGAGUUCGAGUUCGACGUCAGCCGCUGGCUCCUGCACCCUGACGACCACAAGAGGGACGGGUCGCCGUCGCAGGACCAGGACGUGAUCGCCACGCUGCUCUCCCACCCGGCGGCGCGACGCGUUGAGUAUCUCCGGCUUGCCUUCGAAGGUCGGGUCCUCCGCAGCUACGAGCUCUUCAACGACGCUGAGAGGGAGAUCGCUCGGAAAGAGGUAGGCGAGUACACGCUCAGCCUCGGCUCCCUGCCGUGGGAGACCCUCCGCGUGCUCGACCUCACCAGCUGCAGGGACAUCCUUCCACCGGCCGCCGCAGUAGUGUUCACGCAGCUUUCCUCGACGCGGCUGCGGCAUUGCACCGUGCGCCUAGGUGCCCUCCAGAGCCUCAUCGACGCCGCGCCGGCGCUCGCUACCGUCCACCUUGAGUCCGUCGUCAUCAUCAUCAUCGCGCCAACAGACGACGUCAGCCAGUCCAGCCACCAUGCCUCGCGCGGUACUUCUCCCCCGACACCACCAACAGAAGUAGUGCUCCGAUGUCCGGCGGCCACCGUUCUCGUGCUGGAUAUGUGCAGCUGGAGAGGGAAUAAUCAAGAAGAGGCCGCCGUCGUCGUCGCCGUGGAGAUUCGCGCGCCAAAGCUGCGAUAUUUCUUGUACAGGGGGCUUCUCAGACGGUUCGCGAUGAGCCCGCGGCCACCGGAAUUGGCACGGGCGGACCUGCACUUUUUCCAGCCAUGCGACAAGAAUGGAAACAAAUAUCCACGCGGACGCAGGGAGCACCAGAGCGACAAACCCAACGAACUCGAUCCACACCGCAACCUCGUGAUGUUAUGGCAAUUCCUCCAGGACCUCAGCAGUGCCAAGGAGUUGAAACUGAGAGUGAACCACCUCGAGGACAUGGCCGUCCUCAGCGAGGCGGGGCGCGUCGAGCUCCUGCCUGUCUUCUCCAACCUAGACCGGCUCGAGCUGCAAGGAGUGCACCGGCCGAAAGGCAAGUCCGCGGCGGUGGCGAUCGCGAACCUGCUCCGCUGCUCCCCCGUGCUCCGCCAUCUCCGGAUCAACCUCACCACGGCGCAUCACGCCGCCACAAGAGUCUGAAGACAAGCUAGGGUACCUGGAAACGAAGUUCCUAUCUGACCGCGACAAGUCCAUAGAUCUUAUCAACCGCGCAGACCCGACACAAGUUACUCUCGAAGAUGAUGACGAUGUUAACGGUGCCGAGGUUUCUGAUAUCCCUGGUUUGAGUCGGCGCUCGUUCGAGUGCAUGGAGAGCUCACUGAGGAGAGUGUGCUUGCAAUUUCGGUCGGAGGAGCCUAACUGUUUUGGCGUUAAGCUGGUCAAAUUCUUCACCGAGAAUGCCAUGGUUCUUGAAGAAAUGCAUAUUGACGACGGAAACAAGAAGUUGUGGGAGCAUUUGAACAACAAGGUUGAAGCAUGGGCCGCUAGUUCAUCCGAGUGGAGAAAGCGGGGAGCAUCAAACUUUGUGAUCUUACCCCUUGAGUCAAGACAAGUAUGUAAUGAAUCAGAAAUUUGGCCCGUGCGUUGCUACGGGGAACAUAAUGCAAAAAAUAUAUGACUCGGGCUAUGCAGAUGUAGUGGAGAAAAAAGAAAUUUCGAGCCGAGACGUUCGUCAACUUGUCUUUC
Molecule: messenger RNA, 2003 nt
Organism: Hordeum vulgare subsp. vulgare (domesticated barley)
Lineage: Eukaryota; Viridiplantae; Streptophyta; Magnoliopsida; Poales; Poaceae
Exons: 1
Coding region: 51-1457 (468 amino acids)
Molecular function (GO): protein binding
Source: RefSeq, a predicted model, not a curated record